GAGGGCAGGUGGAGCCAACUUUUGGAGCCAGACGAGUUUAGGUCCCAGUCUAAAGUUGGACUCUCCGCUUAUUAACAUGAUCUCCGUGUCAUGCAUGUUCGCGCUCGGCUUGUUGUCGUCUGCUGCGCCGGGCAGUGGUCUUCCAGAGGCGGGGAGCUUGUCAGAGCUGAGGAGGCUGCAGAGGGAUUUUGGCAGGGAUGUGGAGCCACAUAGUUCAGAGAAGUCCGAGCGGUUUGAACGCAGCGCAGGACUGAAUGAACAGACAUGUAGAGCAGCUCUGCCUGGAGCAGAGUCAAACCUGCGGAACAACACCCACACUUUCACCUUUACACUAAGUACUGUGAGUCCACUGUGGCUGGCCUGGGUGGGAGAAGGAUCAGGGGUCCUGCUGGUGCUCACGACAUUUCAGGUGCCGUUGUUCAUGAUGCUCUUCGGUCAGUCUAAUCUCUACAGGAGUGAAGACUAUGGGAAGACCUUCAAAGAUGUUACUCACCUGAUCAACCACACCUUCAUCCACACUGAGUUUGGCAUCGCCAGUAGUCCCGACGACUCUGGGAAGGUGAUCCUGGUCGGUGAAGUGUCAGAAAUCGGGGGGUUCCGACUGUUUAGCUCACAGGACUUUGGCCUCACCUUUGUCCCAAACGACAUGCCGUUCGAGCCCCUCUAUCAGAUGCAGUUCAACCCCAGAGACUCUAACAUACUGCUGUCACUCAGCAUCACGUUGGACCUGUGGCUGUCUGAGGACUUUGGCGGCACUUGGAGGAAGAUCCAUGACAGUGUGUGUAUGGUCAGAUGGGAUUUGAACAACAGCAUCUACUUCACAGCAAACUAUAACGGAUCGUGCAACGAUAAAGGAAUGCUAGAGUUGAGGAAGACGACAGACUAUGGCCAAACAUUCCAGACCAUUGCAACAAGAGUUUACUCCUUUGUACUUGGCGGGAAAUUUGUUAUUGCUUCCAUCAUGUCUGGCAAGGGCACAGAGCGUAUGAUCCACGUGUCAGUGGACGGAGGGGAGGUGUGGAACAUGGCUCAGAUUCCCAUGAUCAACCAUGAGCAGUUUUACUCCGUCCUAGAAGCCAAUCAGGACAUGAUCUUCAUACAUGUGGACGACCCUGGAGACUCUGGCUUUGGAACCAUCUAUGUGUCGGACGACAGAGGGACUGUGUUCUCAAAGUCUUUGGAGCGAAAUGUCUACACAACCACGGGAAGUGACACGGACUUCACCGCCAUUAAGUCGCUCAGGGGCGUCUACAUGACCACAAUACUCACAGAGGAGGGUACAAUGGAGACAGUAAUCACCUUUGACCAAGGAGCAAGGUGGCAGGCUCUGCGUCCACCAAAGAACAGCCACUGUGACACGGACACUUCUACCAACAGGCCACACAAAUGCAGACUUCACAUCCAUGCCUCCUACAGCACCACCCUGAAGAUGAACAUCCCCGACCUGCCUCACUCACAGCCCAACGCUGUGGGCCUUAUUCUGGCUCAUGGCAGUGUCGGAGACGCAGAGUCAGCUCUGUCCCCGAAUGUGUACGUGUCUGAUGAUGGUGGCUACUCCUGGCUGUUGGCCCUUAAAGGCCCUCAUCACUAUGAAAUUCUAGAUUCUGGGGGUCUGCUAUUGGCCGUGGAGCACACCAACUCACCUGUUAACCAGAUAAAGUUUUCAACAGACGAAGGGCAGUGCUGGCACACGUACAACUUCACCAGCGACCCAAUCUACUUCGGCGCAAUGGUCAGUGAGCCCGGCUCUCGCGCCAUGAACGUCAGCCUGUGGGGCUACAGGAACCGAAAGAAAGUUGUGAUCACCAUAGACUUCAGAAACCUCUUCAGCAGAGACUGCACUGAAGGAGACUAUGUGGAGUGGCUGGCUCACUCCGUAGACCCAAGUGGAUCGGAUGACGGCUGCGUGCUGGGCUAUAAAGAAAGCUUCCUGCGCCUGAGGAAAGACUCUGUCUGUUGGAAUGGGAGAGACUAUGCCGUCACGAAGAAGCUGUGGCCGUGUCCAUGUACAGUGGAUGAUUAUCACUGUGACUUUGGAUAUUACCGACCAGAAAACAGCUCGGAGUGUGUGGAGCAGGAGGAGAUGGUGGGCCGGCCGCUGGAGUUCUGUUUGAACGGGACCACAGAACAGCUGCAGACCAGUGGGUAUCGGAAAAUUCCAGGUGAUCAGUGUGAGGGAGGUUUUCAGCCAGACAGGAAAGAGACUGACCUGAGGAGGAUGUGCACCAGCAACCUGCUUCAUCCAUAUUCUCUGACGGAGACCAGUUCACCCAACGCCGCAGUCAUCGUGAUGGUGGUCAUAGUGGUGCUCAUGAUGAGUGCAGUCACGGGUGUUUGGCUGGUGAAGAAACAUGUCUGCGGAGGACGGUUCCUCGUGCACCGGUACUCGGUAAUGAGGGAACACGUGGAAGCUGACAAGAUAGAAGGAGUUGAUGAUGUUGACACUCAAUACAUGGAGACAGGGAAAGCACAAUACAAUGAAGAUUCAGAUCAGGACCUCUUAGAAUAAGGCUCCCAAGACUUAAUUUAACGCAGCCUUACACGAUGCCUGGGCGUUGCUGUUGCUCUGAUUAACAUCUGCUUCUCACUUCUCUCGAACGCACCCCCCCACCACCACUACUGGCUCUGCAGUAGUUUGGCAACAUCUCACAUUGCUUCGUUGUUCAAGUUGAGACUCCCACAAAAAAAAAGAGGAAAAAGAAAGCGAUAGUUCUGGGAGGGGGGGAGAAACUCAGCGCAGAACAGAAGCUUCUGGUUCCCUGAAGAGCCUUUGUUGUCGCUGUCACAAAGGGUUGUGUAAAGGCUGUUGAGUCUGAAUAUGUGCUCUGUGUGUUUCCUUUCAUACUGAACCGAGAAGCGACGGCCUCUCAUUCCAUGAUGCACUGCAUGAGUGUAAUACAGAGGCUAGUGUGGGCUUAUAGACAACAUUUUAUCACGAAGAGUAAGAAAGGGAACACAAAUAUGACAUAUUUUGUCAGUGUGUUUUUCAGCUUUUUACUCCAUAAAUGUAAUUUUGUAAGAUAUACAGCCUUGUUGUGCAUGGCAGGUUUGUUUUAACAGUUUUCUUUUUCUCAGUUUCACUCAUGAACUCACUAUUAUCGAGUUAUGUUUCAGGAACUACUUGUUUAGAAAUUGAUAUAGAAACUGUCCACAUAUAUUGUACGCCGUUUAUUCAAGUUUUUACAGGUGAGCGGAUUUUUAUUAGAAUCCCCAAAAUGCGAUACAAUCAAAACACUAAAACCAAUUGGAACAGUAAUACAUUUUUUUUUACUUUAACUAUUUGAUUAGGUUAAUCAAUAACAGGCUAAGAAUAACACAUUUUAAUAAUGUAAUUAGGGUUUAUCCGUUGUUUAUCAUUUUAUUGUUGAAAUUAACAAAUUAAGAGAAAAUAAGUGAGAAAAAACAACAUGAGCUUAACAUUAUAACACAAUAUUCCAUCAUGAUAUUGCAAUAAUGAUAUUUCACAGAAUAUCAAAGUAAAAGUGCUUGUUUGGAUAUAGAGUGUUGUAUAUUUUACAUAUUUUAUCAGAGAGAGCAAAUGAUGUGAUGCCUGGGAAAUGCAAAUUCCAAGAUCUCUGGCUCACCAAAGACAAUGACCAAGAUCCCACAGACAAUCACUAGGUCAGAUGCAGUGUGCUGAAAAUCAAUCUAAAGAAUGGAUGCCAUAGGUCCUGGAAAGUCAUUGAAAAGUCCUUGAAUUUGAUGUCAACCAAGGUGUGGGAACCCUGAAACCUUUCAAAACACUCAAACCAAUGACAGACAAUAAAUGGAUGGUUAAUUUUUACUUUAACUAUUUAAAUAGGUAUUUAGAAUAGCAUUUAAAUUGUUUUAUUACAGUUUAUCAUUUUAAUUGUUGGAGUAGGUAUUUUAAACAGUCAUUUGUUACUAGUUAUUACUCUGGGUUUCAUGGCGAGUGAAAGUCAUGGCAUAAAUGUUAAAAGAGCCUGAAUUUGUUUUUCUUUUUUAUAGACGUGUAACUUGUUUUUAUAUACAGUUAAGCUCAACACAGCCAAUAUCUUCUGCUCCCCGGUAUGUUGUGUGAAAAUGAAUGACUUGAAUUUCUGCCAAAGCACUUUUAUUGUUAACUGUUUGAGAUGAAGUGAAACCUAACCUUAUUUUAUAUUAUAUAAUGUAUGAUGUUAACACGAAUGCUCGCCACUUGAACUGUCUGAUCUCUUUGCUUAAGUAGGGGCAUCCAAUAAUGCCACUGUUUUAUUUGGUGUGAUUGUGCACAUUAUUAUUGAGUGCAGACAUUGUUAUUAUGGAAAUAGCGUUGCUGGUCUGUCUUCAAUUUAUAAUAUAACAUAAGAAAAACAGUAAAAUACCAGUCAGUUAAAUAUAUAUUAACACUAAUAUUUUCCAGUGUUUAUUGUAUUUUUUUAUUAUUUUGGCGCAUUUAAAAUAAGCCGUUUUACAGACGUUACAAAAUGUCAGUUAAGUGUGUUUGGUUUAGAUGAAUUGCUGACAGUUGUACUUUUAUUUUCUGACACAUUGCAGGGCUUAUGGCUGAUGCUUAACAAUAAAUAUCCCAGUGAAUAAGCUAUUAUAAACCUAAUAUAGAGAUAGAUAUUGUGACGGAUGAAAGAAAGUUCAUAUGCUUGAUGCUUCUUUACAUUCCUAACUAUUUACUGGAGUCCCUGAUUUAUUUUGCACUGUAUCUACAGAUCUGUGAAAAAGUUGCAUCUGCUCCUCCUCGAACAUCUCGUUGUUUUAUCCUAUUUUUCAUUCCAUCCUUUUUUUAUCUUCACUGUUUGCCAGAAUAGCAGAGAUGAAUGUCUCUGAAUCAAACUAUUCUGUAUGAAGAACUAAUACUGUGUUUGCAUUUAUUGAAUGAAAUUACUUUUUACAACA
Solea senegalensis (Senegalese sole) is the source of this 4851-nucleotide messenger RNA. Its product is annotated as sortilin-like. The coding region runs from base 77 to 2509 and encodes 810 amino acids. Gene Ontology annotation, cellular component: membrane; Golgi apparatus. Gene Ontology annotation, biological process: vesicle organization; Golgi to endosome transport; endocytosis. The record is from RefSeq and is a predicted model, not a curated record. Lineage: Eukaryota; Metazoa; Chordata; Actinopteri; Pleuronectiformes; Soleidae. Gene Ontology annotation, molecular function: protein binding. The transcript is spliced from 20 exons.